Schizophyllum commune H4-8 is the source of this 2730-nucleotide messenger RNA. RefSeq lists its product as uncharacterized. The record is from RefSeq and is a predicted model, not a curated record. The transcript is spliced from 2 exons. NCBI's taxonomy places the organism in Eukaryota, Fungi, Basidiomycota, Agaricomycetes, Agaricales, Schizophyllaceae. The coding region runs from base 327 to 2618 and encodes 763 amino acids.
CUCGAUCGCGUCUGCUUUCACUAGAAUCGCGUCGGCUCUCAAUAGAAUCGCGCCUGCUCUCAAUAGAAUCGCGCCUGCUCCUAAUAUCGUCGCAUCUGCUCCCAAUAUCAUCGCAUCUACAGCCAUGACAGACAGAGAUCGCGUUGUGUUCUCUGUGACUUCGCAUAUUCGGCCGCCGGCUUGGAUGUCGGUAUCCUGACGCCCGCCGGCACUACCCUCAACUGCUAAGGCUCGACCGCAGGGCCGCUCCUGCUCCUCAAGCCAGCUACACACCUUCCGCCUCCCAGCUCGCGUCCAGCGCGCCGGCCGUGACAGCCGCCGACUACAUGCCUGUCCGUCCCUUCGCCGCGCUGAACGACUGGGACAUCGCCGUCCCCCAUCCGCAUCCGGAUGACUCCUCUACCCCUCGGCCUUCGACCGUGCCCAAUGCCUUCUCCGCCAUCGAGGUACUUCGCGUCUUCACCGUCGCUGACGUCCGUCGCUGCUCUACCGCUGCUGGCGUCCCUCGCUGCUCCACCGCUGCUGGCGUCCGUCGCUGCGCUGCCGCUGCUGACGUCCCUCCUGCACCUUCUAACAUCGACUCCUGGGACGCAUCCCCUAACAUCGCGUCCUGCGACGCAGAAAGCAGCUCGGGCGCCGAUACUGAUCAUCGCUUCCACCUCGACCACCCCGCAUCCGUCUACCACCUCGACCACCCCGCAUCCGUCUACCACUGCGACCGCCCCGCAUCCGUUUACCACUACGACCGCCCCGCGCCCGUUUACCACCACGACCGCCCCGCGCCCGUUUACCACUACGACCGCCCCCCAUCCGUCUACCACCCCGACCGCCCCGCGCCCGUUUACCACUACGACCGCCCCGCGCCCGUCUACCACCACGACCUGGAAGCCCUCAUAUGGAUCCUCGUCUGGAUGGUGUGCUGCUACGACGGCGCGCUCGCAGUGGACCGCUAUAAUGGCGCGCUCGUGGACCGCUAUAAUGGCGCGCCCGCGGACCGCCACCGUGGCGCGCUCGUGGACCGCUAUAAUGGCGAGCUCGUGGACCGCCACACUGGCCAACCGCGACUCGACCCCCUACCCCAGCCGUUCGCGAACUGGAUUUUGAGGGGCGACUCGCGCGAAUUCGUGGCCACCGCUGACUCGCCCGAGCUCUUGAACAGCGCUGACUCGCACGAAUUCGUGGCCAGCGCUGACCCGCACGAAUUCGUGGCCCGCGUUAGGAGAUGCCUCAAAAGCAAGGAGUCCUUCCUCUCCACGGUCGCGGUAUGGAACGGCUGCAGGCCAGCCGCGGUGUGGGAUGGCUGCGAGCCAGCCGCGGUGUGGGAAGCGCCGACACCGAUGUGGGGAGCAUCGACACCGACGUGGGGAGCGCCGACAGCGGUGUGGGAAGCGCCGACACCGAUGCAGGGAGCGCAGACACCGAUGCAGGGAGCGCCGACACCGACGUGGGGCGCGUCGACACCGAUGUGGGGAGCGCCGGCACCGAUGUGGGAAGCGCCGAUUCCGAUACGCGACCUGUUCUUCGCGAUGCCUGCCAAACCGUCCACGAUCUGGACGGCGGCGAGUGCGAUGUGGGAGAUAGCGGGUCCUACUGGGACGAUGCCUACGGAUGAGGUGGAUGUGAUGGUAAAGCAGCUGGAUGUGGCGGUAACGCAGCCGGAUGUGGCGGUAACGCCAUCCGCGCUCGCUCUGCGCCUGCUGUCGUACGCGACAGGGUACAUCGGAGAGCGAAGCCCCGCUUUCGCGUGCACGAGGUGCAUGGAAGACCGCCGGCCGCGCUUGGAGCGGGAGGAUUACAGCGAGAAGAACGCGGAGGGCGAUUUGGAAAGUCACUGCGUGAAGGAUGACUCCGGGAUGGCGCGCAAGGACGAUGCGUUGGACGACCCCGGGAAGGCUUGGAAUGACUUCGAGGAAAUGAUCAGCAAGUGUGUAAUGGUACAGGAGGAUGGUUUUCGCGGCGUCCUGAACGACUGGGAUCUCGCGAUCGACCCCUCGGACCUGCGCGCGCCCACUGCCCGCACGACACCCUUGAUGCCGUUCGGCACGCCCCCGUUCAUGGCUGUCGACAUGCUCGAGGAGGACGCGCUCAAGGGCAAAGUCCAUCGCCUCUACCGCCACGACCUCGAAUCCCUCUUCUAUGUACUAACCUGGGCUGCGUGCUGCUACAAGGACGGGCAGCGCCUCGAUCCCUUGCCAAAAAUGUUCGAGAUGUGGGCCCUGGGCAGCCUCUCCAUCCGUCCUCGCGAUUUAAUGGCGCGUUUGCUGGCCUACGAGGACCCGCAUCCCCUGCAAACGUGCCGCAACAGCAAGUUCUCUUUCAUAAUCGGGGAGCAUCACUGGCCUAGAGACAUCUUGCCGACGGGCGCGUGGCGCGAGCCGGGGUAUAUCGCACAAUGGCUACGCUUUUUCUUCAUGCGGGACGAGACUGUGCGACGCGCUGUCAGAGAUUGGCCGGCAGAGAUGGCCAUGCAGAUGGAGGAGAUUGUGGCUUUGAGUGAGGGGCGGGAGCCGCCGCCGCGCCCGCAGGAGGUGGACGAGCCGGAGAAGAUGUGGGCGGGGUUUUGCGCGGCUGUGAAGGAGGUUAUCGAGCUUAUGGUGUCUUAUAGUAACGAUCGGUAAUGCAGUCUUCUCCCUGCGCUGGCAUGCAUGAACCUCGCGCAGGGAUGCUCUGCAGAUGGGCUGCUUACGUGCUCCUGCCCCGAAUUCAUGUUAUCGCAGUAUUCAUCGCUAG